AUGAAUGAAAGAAAUUUAAAUUUAAAUAUUAAUACACCAAAUCUCACACCAAAUAAUGAAGGAGGUAGCUAUGGACCAUCAUCAUAUGCAGGAAUAAAUUUCACACAAUUUAUCUCUCAAGGUGGCAUUUUUCCAAUCGAUAAACAACCAGUUAGAUUAGACUCGGAUAGUGAAUCGAAUAAUUCCCCAAGGAGGCUCGUCUGUAAUUUUUUAAAACAACACUCUUCUUAUGAUGUAUUACCUGUUAGUUAUAGAAUAAUUGUCUUGGACACCAGUUUACUCGUUAAAAAAGCACUUGCUGCCUUAAUGCAAAAUGGAAUCGUAUCAGCACCACUUUGGGAUUCAACAAAUCAAAAUUUUGCUGGAAUGUUGACCGUAUCGGAUUUUAUAAAUUUAAUACAAUAUUACUAUAAACAUACUUCUUAUGCCGUUGCUAUGGAAGAAAUUGAACAAUUUCAAAUUCAACAAUUAAGAGACGUCGAAAGUCGUGUUGGUGCACCACCUCCACAAUUAUUAUCGAUACACCCUCUAAAAUCAUUGUUCGAAGCAUGUAAAUUAUUGGUAGAAGCACGUGCACAUCGAUUACCAUUGGUUGAUACGGAUUCCGAAACUGGACAAGAAAUGAUUGUAUCCGUGUUAACCCAAUAUAGAAUUCUGAAAUUUAUCGCAAUGAAUUGUAAGGAGACUAAAGCAUUAAAAAAACCUUUAUCAGAAAUUAAAAUUGGCGUUUAUGAAAAUCUUGCUACUGCUCAAAUGUCCACACCCGUUAUUGAAGUUGUAAAUCUUUUUGUGGAACGUCGAAUAUCUUCAGUCCCCAUAAUCGAUGAAAAUGGUAAUCAUAGAACUUUGGUUCGAGCUGGAACAUACCAUGUAAUGGAUAUUCUAGUUGGCGAAGCAUUAUUACGCCGUCCUGAGGAUUUUCCUGGAGUUCAUACUUGUACACUAAGUGAUACACUUCAUUCAAUAUUUGAUUUAAUAAAAAAUGCACCAGUACAUCGUUUAAUAGUUGUAGAUUCUGAAAAUAAGUUACAAGGAAUCGUUUCAUUAUCUGAUAUCAUGCGUUAUUUAGUUACUUGA
This is a messenger RNA of Funneliformis caledonium, 1077 nucleotides long. The record is from the annotation of a GenBank genome assembly. Lineage: Eukaryota; Fungi; Glomeromycota; Glomeromycetes; Glomerales; Glomeraceae.